UACAUGAAACAGCUGAUCGGAAAAUCUGUGUUAAGUUUGAUAAAUAUUUAUGCAUCCAAACAUUGAAAUUAAAUAAACUUUGAAUUUAUAGUUUCAAGCAGACUUACUAAAAUUUUGAAAAUAUUUAAUGUUUGCCAAAUACAAAAUAAAGUGAAGCACGGCAGAAUGGAAAAAGGAACGAUCUUGUUAUUAAUUGGUUGUGUGCAGAUUUUGCAUUGUCUGAUUUUGGUAAAUAGUGAAAAUGGCAUAGCAACGUCAUCAGAGCAAAAUGCAUUGACAAAUAAUACGGCAAAAAAUAACGCAGAGUCUUUGCCACAAUUAUUAAAUACAACGGGAAGCAAUGCCAAGACUCGCAAUGUAAAACCAACUGGAACGGAAAACAACACGAAAAGUGCAAAUGUACCGAUAGAUCGAAAUAACAAUAAGACGGAGGCGUUAGGAAAAAACGAUGUGGCUACUAUAAAUUCGGAAAACAAAGAAGUAAACCCUCAAAAUUCUACCACUAACCUUGGUGUAAUAACAGUGAAUGCAACAGAAAUCCUAAAGGACAAGUUAAAAACAACAAUUUUAAAACCGGGAGUCCAGAACGAAAAUAACACGCAAUCAUCAAAUAAAACAACGGAAAUAAAAUAUAUUACGAAACCAACACCAACUACCGCAUCAACCAAAGGAAAAACCGUAUCCAGUAAUUCAACUGCUACUACAACCACCAAAGCCACCACAACCACCACCACUACGACCACACCCAAGCCAAAGAAACCAAGCAUCACUUUUGGACUUGGUGAUUUCCCAAUUUUGCCAGGAGAGUCGAACGUUAUAAAUGCGAUGGUAGCAUCUAGCUCAAAACUGCCAGUGGCUAAUGACCCCGUGGUGCCACCGAAUGUGCAACCGUCACAAGAGUUAAACAAUGGAUUCAACUAUUACAGCAGCCGAGAUUAUAUAGUACCCAUAAUGACAGUUCUCUUCACAAUACCCUUGGCAAUUGGAGUUGUUAUUACCACUUAUCGCCGUUUCCGCGAUUGCUGGUCUACGCGACAUUAUCGCCGAAUGGAUUUCUUGGUUGAUGGCAUGUACAAUGAUUGACAAAUGGAUACUAAAGAUAUAUCCGAUAUCACCAUCGGAAAAUAUGAAGCAGAGACGGAUAAUGAUAAUGCUGUAGAUAUUGCACAGCAAAUAUUACCACAAAGCACAAUAAAAAUAUCUUAAUACAUAGUAGUUGUGACAUAAGAGAGUGAGAUUCGAUAAGUAAUAGUUAAAAACAAACCUCUAUUAGUUUUUUUACAAACAUUUUUAAAAUCGGCAUUUGUUUCAAAAUUGCGAAAACUUCGUAAUUUGAAAACCAAACCAAUUAUGUUUCGGCUUAUGAAUAUUUACGGGCAUUCAUGAAAUGAAAAUCUUCUGUUAAAAAAGUAUCUCUUUGUACUUUGUACGAAAACGUUUAAACUACUGUUGUCUUGAAAAAUGUUUAUUUUAUAAAAAACAAUCGUGCAAUUGUACGUUAAAAUUAAUUCAAACGAUAUCUACAAUUGUAUCAUUUUGAGAUAAGCAUUUUUAUUUAUCAUAUUGCAAAUUAGCGUGCGUUGAUUAAAGAAAAAUUCGUUUUUUAAGUAAUCAAAAUUUGAGCCAAAUUCUUUAAAUAGAAAACAAGUAUAGUAUAUGUAUAUGGUGCAAUUAUAGAGCUCAAAAAUUACCAAAUCUUAUAUUAAUAAAUGUAUUACACUCAAACAUAGCAUUUAUAGAAAGUAAAAGCACAUACUUUUAAAAAAAUUUUUGAGAAAUGCUAAAAAUAUAAAAUUAGAUCACUAGGUUUGAGUUACCCAUUCUUUAAUUGGCUUCCAUAUUGAUUAUUAAAAGAAAUAUAUAAAAUAUAUUUUUCUUUUCAGUGACAAUAAUUUAAAACCAAAUUAAAAACAAUAAAGAUUGAAGUCAUUAAUAUUGAAAUUAGUAUUGCUAAUACAUGUAAGCAAUUAUAAAAAAAUGUAGAUUUGAAAGUGCCUUAUAAAUGCUAAGGCAUUUAUUUCAUAUAGGGUACGUCUGAUAUUUGUGUAUAGUUAUUAAGAAAACAUAAAAAAUGAAAUUUAAAAAUAAAAAUUAAU
Messenger RNA from Bactrocera dorsalis (oriental fruit fly), 2096 nucleotides. Its product is annotated as dual specificity protein kinase shkD. Bases 166 to 1083 code for a protein of 305 amino acids. The transcript has a single exon. NCBI's taxonomy places the organism in Eukaryota, Metazoa, Arthropoda, Insecta, Diptera, Tephritidae. The record is from RefSeq and is a predicted model, not a curated record.